Aureococcus anophagefferens is the source of this 435-nucleotide messenger RNA. RefSeq names its product expressed protein. Lineage: Eukaryota; Pelagophyceae; Pelagomonadales; Pelagomonadaceae. The record is from RefSeq and is a predicted model, not a curated record. The coding region runs from base 1 to 435 and encodes 144 amino acids. The transcript has a single exon.
AUGCUCGCCCGCUCGUCGAUCCGGCUCCUGCGCGCGCGCGCGCCGCCGCGCGCCGCGGUGGCCUACAGCAACUCCAUCACCUACAGCGGCGGCCAGGCGUCCGUUGGCCAGGGCGGCUUCUACGGGAGCGGCGGCGCGCGGUGCACGAAGCGCAAGACGGAGUGGAACGCGUCGGCCGUGGCCAGCGCCGAGAAGGUCGCGUCCCUCGCCGAGAUCAUGGACCAGGCCUACGCGCUCCGGGAGACGAUCACCGCGGCGGACCCCGUCUCCGAGGCGGCCAUCGAGAGCAAGGCGUCGCUCAAGAAGCUCAUGACGAGCCCGGCGACCGUCAAGGUCAUCGACUGCCUCGAGGUGAAAAACGAGCCCGUCUGGGGCCUCACGCAGGCCGAGCGGAGCCUCGUCCGCGAGGCGCGCGAGAUGUCGCUCAACUGCUAG